Thermothelomyces thermophilus ATCC 42464 is the source of this 1990-nucleotide messenger RNA. RefSeq lists its product as uncharacterized. The coding region runs from base 144 to 1787 and encodes 547 amino acids. Gene Ontology annotation, molecular function: amino acid transmembrane transporter activity. The record is from RefSeq and is a predicted model, not a curated record. The transcript has 3 exons. Lineage: Eukaryota; Fungi; Ascomycota; Sordariomycetes; Sordariales; Chaetomiaceae. Gene Ontology annotation, cellular component: membrane. Gene Ontology annotation, biological process: amino acid transmembrane transport.
AACGCCCUCCCCCCCCCCCCCCCCCCCAAACAGCUUCCUCUGAUCGUCCCGGACCGGUCCUCUCUACCGCUCACAUCGCGUCUGCUCCAAACUCACCCUUCGUUCCCUUGAAUUAUACAUCAAGGCAGACCGGGAACAAGGCGAUGGUGGGCAAACUCAAGCCACAUACGGCCGAGGACGACGUCUCGUUCUCCAGGAAUGGUGGCGACCCCGACACGGCCACCGAGGCCGCCACGGGCUCGGACUCGGACGACUUCCGCAUCAUCGACCCGCACAGCGGCGUCAAGCGCGGUCUCAAGACGCGCCACCUGUCCAUGAUGGCCCUGGCCGGCAUCAUCGGGCCCGGCCUUCUCAUCGGCUCCGGCGGCGCCCUGUCGGCCGGCGGGCCCGCCUCCCUGCUGAUCGGCUUCGGCGUCAUCGGCAUCAUCGCCUUCUCCAUCAUGCAGUCGCUCGGCGAGCUGACGACGCUGUAUCCCACCGGCGGCGCCUUCACCGCGCUGAGCGACCGCUUCGUGGACAAGGCCUUUGGCGUCGCCGUCGGCUGGAAUUACUACAUCAUCUGGUUCUGUGUCCUGGCCAACGAGUACAACGUCAUCUCGAGCGUCCUCGUCUUUUGGAGCGACAGGGUGCCCAUCUGGGGUUAUUUCCUGAUCUUCUGGUUCGCCUUCCUCGCCUUCCAACUGCUGGGAGUUGAGACGUUUGGAGAGGCCGAGUUCUGGCUUGCGCUGAUCAAGAUCAUCGGUUUGAUCGCCUACUUCCUCUUCAGCAUCGUCUACGCCUCGGGCGGUGUCAAAGGGGCUGACGCGGUCGGGUUUCGGUACUGGCACGAACCCGGCGCCUUCACCGAUGGCUUCAGGGGCGUUGCCUCGGUCUUCGUCUUCUGCAGCACCUUCUACGCCGGCGUCGAGUCCGUCGCCGUUGCGGCCACCGAGACCAGGAAUCCCGGUCACGCCGUGCCCCUGGCCAUCCGCCAAGUCUUCAUCCGCAUCGCCGUCGUCUACAUGGGCAGCGCCUUCUUCUUCGGCCUGACCUGCCCCGCCGACGCGCCGGAUCUGGUGGGCGGGACGAGCCGGGCGCUCAAGAGCCCCAUGACGGUGGCGAUCCAGAAGGCGGGCUGGGAGGGCGGAGUCCACCUGAUCAACGCCUUCAUCUUCAUCACCUGCCUCAGCGCCGUCAACAGCUCCAUCUACAUCGGCAGCCGCACCCUCCUGUACAUGGCCCAGGACGGCAAGGCCCCCAGGAUCCUCGGCUGGACCGACAAGCGAGGCGUGCCCAUCCCCGCCAUCGUCUUCACCAACCUGUGCGGCGCCCUCAGCAUGAUGAACGUCAGCACCGGCGCCAGCAAGGCCUACGGCUACAUUGUCAACCUCAGCGGCGUGUCGACCUUCCUCGUCUGGGGAGCCAUCAGCUUCACGCACAUCCGCUUCCGCUCCGCCUGGAAGGCCCAGGGCCACGCGCCGGCCGAGCUGCCGUUCCGGUCGUUGUGGUAUCCCUACAACGCCUACUUUGGCCUGGCCGCCAACGUCUUCUUGGCCCUCAUCCAGGGCUGGUCGACGUUCGCGCCCUUCGACGGCGGCUUGUUCGUCGACGCCUACAUCCUGCUGCCGCUCUUCGGCCUCAUCUUUGUCGUGUACAAGCUGGUCUUCAGGACGCACUGGUGGAAGGCCCACGAGGUUGACCUGCAAUCCGGGAGGCGGAGGGACCUGGACGAGGCCAAGAGGCAAGGCUCGGCUCCCGGCCGGGCUGCAGGGUCGAAGUGGUGGACCACGAUAUUCAAGAGCGUAUGACCUGGGAUGUGUGACACAUGAAUGCGGCACGACGUACUGUACGUGUCUAAGAUACCCUUGCACAGCGUAGAUUUCUCCGGGGAUAAUUAUACAAAGGCAUCAGAAAGAGUGCUAUCGUCACACAAAUCUGAUCGAGGUGCUUCCUGUUUUCUCUUUUUUACUUCACCAACCCCGCAACCAACCCCCCGCAGGUGAUGGACACG